CAGAAUGGAUCAAAGACGAUUGAGAGUUCUGGUCCUGCCGACCGCCCGUGAAAUCUUUGCCCAGUUUCACACGCUCGGAUCGAGAUUUACGAGAGGAAUUGGAUUGUAUCGCCUUCGAUCUUCAAAUUCACCAGAGAACACAACUUGGAGUGAUUCGGAAUUGAAGCUCCUCGAAGAGAGAAACGUCUCGGAACCCGAGUCCCUUGAACAUUUACCCUCUGCUGAACCGAGGAAUCCCCCUUCAAAGCUCUGCCUCAUGCUAGGCAUUAUGACGAAUAUUGUCUCAACAAUCUCCAUUGUUUUCACAAACAAAUAUGUUUUCUCACACGAAGGACUACGCAACUGUCAAUUAGCGUUUGCAGCCUACCACUUCAUGAUCACCGGACUUACAUUAUGGGCUAUAACCCAGCUUCGUUGCGGUGAUUUUGUUGCAAAACGAAUUCCCAUUCACCGUAACUUCCACCUUGUUACCCUGACUAGCACCCAAGUGGUUCUCCAAAAUCUCUCUCUCGCAUAUUCGUCGGUCAUAUUCCACCAGCUUGUGAGACUACUCCUCACGCCAGCUACCGCUUUUUUCAGCUUUUUACUCUAUCGUGCUACUAUUCCAAGGGCAUCAAUAAUCCCCUUAAUAAUCCUAUGUGGUGGCGUGGGAAUUACUUUUUACUGUGAUUCUCAUGCUCCGACUGAUCAAGCCGUUGGGAUAUCUCCAGAGGGAAUCGUCUUCGCUUUCACCGGCGUACUGGCCAGUGCUCUUUAUACAACGCUAAUCGGAGCAUAUCAGAAAAAGCUGCAAGUAAAUAGCAUGCAGCUUCUUCUCAAUCAAGCGCCUAUGAGCGCCGGCUUUCUUGUGUGUUUGGCCCCCUUUAUUGAUUCCGCUCCCACGGCCAACUUGCUUUCACCAUCAGUGUGCAUUGCAAUUUUCGGGAGUGGAUUGUUGGCUUGCCUUGUGAACAUUUCCCAAUUUUACGUCAUCAAUGCCGUAGGCCCAGUCAGCAGCACUGUAAUUGGACAUUUGAAAACGUGCAUGAUUGUGGCUUUGGGAUGGUAUUUUAGUGAUCGAUCAAUUUCAAUGCAAAGUGUUAUUGGCAUAAUAAUGGCUUUGGUGGGUAUGAGCCUGUAA
Penicillium cataractarum is the source of this 1120-nucleotide messenger RNA. RefSeq lists its product as uncharacterized. Gene Ontology annotation, cellular component: membrane; Golgi apparatus. Gene Ontology annotation, molecular function: antiporter activity. NCBI's taxonomy places the organism in Eukaryota, Fungi, Ascomycota, Eurotiomycetes, Eurotiales, Aspergillaceae. The coding region runs from base 5 to 1120 and encodes 371 amino acids. The record is from RefSeq and is a predicted model, not a curated record. The transcript is spliced from 3 exons.